Megalops cyprinoides (Indo-Pacific tarpon) is the source of this 1401-nucleotide messenger RNA. RefSeq names its product actin related protein 2/3 complex inhibitor (gene arpin). NCBI's taxonomy places the organism in Eukaryota, Metazoa, Chordata, Actinopteri, Elopiformes, Megalopidae. Gene Ontology annotation, biological process: negative regulation of actin nucleation. The transcript is spliced from 6 exons. Bases 131 to 811 code for a protein of 226 amino acids. The record is from RefSeq and is a predicted model, not a curated record.
UUAAGAAUUACACGUGAGGAAACGUCUCGCAGGCGUGACCGUUUCCCCAUUUCAAGAGAAACCGGAAGUGAAAAGAAUAUUUGUUGCGGAAAGAAAUUCCCGGGAGCUGAGCAAAGUGGUGAAGGCUGCAAUGAGUCGAAUUUAUCAAAACACAGCGCUACAGAAUAAACCUGUAAAUAAUGAGAAAAUAGACAGCGAGUGGCAGCCCUCAGCCUAUCAGAGUGGUCCAGGUGUAAUUUUAGAGGGUCAGCUGAUUGAUGUGUCACGUCACGUAAUUACAGAUGCCCGCAAUGAAAAGGAACGGUAUUAUGUUCUGUACGUUAAAACCGGUCGCGUUCAUCGAAGGAAGUUCGACGCGAAAGGGAAUGAGAUCGAGCCAAACUUCAGCGAAACCAGGAAGGUGAACACAGGCUACCUGAUGUCAUCUUUCAAGGUGGAGGCGAAAGGUGUGACGGACCGCAUGUCGGAGGAGGAGCUGAAGGCGGUGGUGAAUAAGGCGGAGCUUCUGAAGGUAACAGAGAGCCACGCCCCAAGCCAGACCGUCGCAUUCUGGCUCCCAGAGGGGGAGAUGCAGAAGACCGAGCUGGAACCGGGCCAGGAGAUCCGUCUGAAGACCAAAGGAGAUGGACCGUUCAUUUUUUCCCUGGCCAAACUGGAUGGGGGCACUGUGACUCGGUGUAACUUUGCGGGAGAUGAACAAGCCGGAGCCUCUUGGACGGACAAGAUAAUGGCGAACAAAGGUGGCGGGGGGAGUGGGACGAAGGCGGGCGGUCAGGGCGAUGGUGCUGAGGACGACGAGUGGGAGGACUGAAAUGGAUGUCACGCCUCUGGGUUCCCACAGGAAAGGAGCACACGGCUCCUGUUUCUUAACCUUUGGAUGCUGCUGUGCUACCAACACUUAUCUCUCGCACUAAGUGCCGGGCACUGAGGAAGAGGAGCCACAGAUUCCAAAGGAGUUUUCCAGUUACAUUCACAGUACAUUAUAGUACGCCAACUUAUUAGAUAUCAGCUUAGUUUAUUAAAGCCUGUAUCACCUUAUCCUUAAUGAUUGUUUUUUUUCUACUAUUACUGCCAUAAAAAUUCUUUAUAAGAUAUCUGUUCUGGUUGCCAUGUCAAAAUCUUCAAAAAGCAGUUUGAAGCAUUUCUUACCAGAUGUGUAUGUAUUUGGACAUAUGUUCCUGAAUGCCUAGCUUUCACCCUAUGCGGUAAAGCGCACAGCCCUGACCGUAACUACUGUGCAAAUCUGUUUGGUGACAGCUUGCAAUAAUCAUAAAAGCCUUAUCUUGACUUUAUUAUUAAGUUACAGCUGGGCACUGUCCUCACAUGAUUCAACAUGCAUCAUGCUUUUCUUUUUAUUGAUUUUGUUAGAAGAUGUAACAGACUCCAAAAGGGGACUAUGAG